AUGAUUCAGACUCUACCAUUUGUCGUUCUUUGGCGCUACGCCAAGCCCCUCCUUUCUUCAAUUUUACCCGUUUCGUCGAAAUCGAUGGAAGAAAUUCAAAAGACACCAGAACUAAUAGUUAACUGGGGACGGGAAAAACUUCACAUUGAAUUUACUGAACAAGGGACGGGGUCUCUCGAGGAGACGACUUUAAAAGAAUUGAAAGAACGACUAAAGGAGAUCACCGGAGUGCCAAUAAAUGGGCAAAAAUUAGUUUUUUCAGGAGCCAUAAUGAAAGAUGAAACGGCGACUUUAACAUCAUUUGGAUUACAACCAUUUUCAAAAUUGAUUUUAAUGGGAUCAAAACCAAAUACAACAUCUGGAUCAUCCGAAGAGCAUGCACUUAUAGCGCGCAUUACACAAUCGGUCGAAAAAACAAAGGCAAAUUUAGUUCCACAAAUAGAAUCUUUCGAAACUUCCGUGGCUACUUACUUAUCAUCUGAAGAUAACGAUGAUACAGUCAAGUCAAAACUUACAGAAGAACAUCAUUGCAUUGUUGAAACAUUAAUGCAAUCCAUUCUUACGUUGGAUUCAGUUGUUUGUCCUCCAGAAUUUGAGACAGCUAGACAAAAGCGGAGAGAAGCAGUUAAAUUUACUCAAGGAUUGAUCGAUCGAGUAGAUGAAGUAAAAGCGCAAUUAUCGCAACAAAAUCAGCAAAAUAUAACUGUGUCAAAUGUGUCAAAUGCAGCUUUAUAA
Molecule: messenger RNA, 735 nt
Organism: Dentiscutata erythropus
Lineage: Eukaryota; Fungi; Glomeromycota; Glomeromycetes; Diversisporales; Gigasporaceae
Source: the annotation of a GenBank genome assembly